CCAAGGGGAGGGACAAUGGCCUGGCUUCAGCCCUGGACUCUCUCAACUCUGGCUCUUCCUUACACAGCUGCUGCCCCUCCAGUCUGCCGAGAGAUAGCCAGCUGCUCAGGCGGCCUUCUCUUUUCUCCUGCCCCAGCCAUCACAAGUCACCAGGGAAGGGGUCUCUCCAGCACAGCUCUCGCCAUGGACUCGGAAUAUGAACAAGGCCACAUGCGUAAGCUGCAGGCCCAACACACAAAGAUGCAGGAAAAAACCUUCACCAACUGGGUCAACAACGUUUUUCACCACGCCAAGGCUGGCAUCAAGAUCCAGAAUAUUUACGCUGAGCUGGGAGAUGGUGCCCACCUGCUGAAGCUGCUCGAGCUCAUCUCUGGGGAGGGGCAGCUCCCCCCCAACCGGGGGCGAAUGCGAGUGCACUUCCUGGAGAACAACAGCCGGGCCCUAGCCUUCCUGAGGUCCAAGGUGCCAGUGCCUCUAAUUGGUCCAGAGAACAUCGUGGAUGGGGACCAGAGCCUCAUCCUCGGACUCCUUUGGGUCAUCAUCCUGCGUUUUCAGAUCUCCCACAUCUCCCUGGACAAGGAGGAAUUUGGGGCCAGCGCGGCUCAGCUGUCUGCUAAGGAGGCUCUGCUGGUCUGGUGCCGGCGGAAGACAGCCGGCUAUCCCAACGUGAACAUCACCGACUUCUCUCACAGCUGGAGGGAUGGGCUGGGCUUUAAUGCCCUCAUCCAUGCCCACAGGCCCGGCUUGAUCAGGUACGGCUCUCUGCAGCCAGAGCAGCCCCUGCACAACCUGGAGAAUGCUUUUGAAGUGGCUUUCAGAGACCUGGGCAUCCCCAGGCUGCUGGACCCCGAGGACGUGGCUGUCCCACAGCCUGAAGAGCGCUCCCUCAUGACCUAUGUCUCUCUCUACUACCACUACUUCUCCCACCUACACCGGGGGCAGACUGUCCAGAGGAGACUGGCCAAGGUCCUGCAGCAGCUACAAGAGACGGCCAAGCUACAGGCUCAGUAUGAGUGGCUGGUGUCAGAGCUGCUGGCCUGGAUCGCCGAGCGGCAGGCCCAGUUGGAGGAGCGGAGUUUUCCCGACACCCUCCCUGCCAUGCGUGGCCUGCUGGCAGCCUUUGCCACCUUCCGCAGGGAGGAGAAACCCCCACGGCUGGAGCAGCGAGGGGCCGCCGAGGUGCUCCUGUUCCGCCUGAGCACCGCCCUCCGGGCCCAGAACCGCCGGCCUUUCCUGCCCCCGGAGGGCCUGGAGCCGGGGGAGCUGGCCAGGUACUGGGCAGGGUUGGAGAGGGCUGAGGCCGGUCGGGAGCAGGCCCUACAGGAGCAGCUGCUGAGGCUGGAGAGGCUGGAGACCCUGGGCAGACGCUUCCUGCGCAAGGCCGCCCUCCGGGAGAGCUUCCUUAUGGACGCGGAGCAGGUGCUGAGCCAGCUGGGCCCCCCUGGGCCCAGCCCGGCCCUGCUGGAUGCUGCGGUCCAGAAGCUGGGCUCCCUGGAGGCAGACGUGCUGCCCCAGGAGGGCCGCUUCCAGGCCUUGGCCGAGAUAGCUUCCUUCCUGGAGCAGGAGCGAUACCAUGGCUGGGCAGAGGCAGCCCGCAGGCAGAAAGAGAUCUCUCAACGCUGGGAGCGGCUGCUAAGAGGGCUUCACGAAAGGAAGGAUCAUCUGGCAAGCUCUCGGUUGGCAUUGGGGCUGCUCCAGGAGGUUGAUGCUGCUGAUGAAGAGCUCAAAGAACUACAGGUGCUGGCAAGUUCCCCAGUCUGUGGGCAGCAUCUAGCAGAAGUGGUGGAGCUCCUGCAGAGACAUGAGCUGCUGGAAGCGCGAGUCUUCUCCCAGAGUGCCCUUGUGAGCCACCUGAUCCAAAGGACCACGGAGCUGAGCAUAGUCACAGGCACCAACCUGGAUGGGCUGCAGAUCCGAGCCUGGGGCUUGUCACAGGUGUACCAGAGCUUGGUUUUACUCAUUAGAGCUCGGCGGGCCCUGCUGGAACAGACCCUGCAGCAGGCUGAGUUCCUGAACAGCUGCGAGGAAGAGGAAUCCUGGCUCAGAGAGAAGAUCCAGUUGAGUCAGGGGGCUCCCCUGGGCCGGGACCUGGGCCAGAUCACGGCGGCUCUGUGGAAGUAUAAGACCUUAGAGACCGAAGUCAGCUCGCACCAGGCAGUAUGUGUGGAAAUCGCAAGGAAGGCAAAGGAACUGAGCCCCUCGAGGCACCCGGGCCAGCCAGACCCACAGGAGCGGGCAGAGGCCAUCCACAGCCAGUGGCAGCAUCUCCGGGACGGGAUGGCCCAGUUCCUGGCCCGGCUCCAAGCUGCCCUGCUCAUCAAGCAGUAUUUUGCAGAUGUGAGCGAGGUAGAAUCCUGGCUGCAGGAGCAGCGGUCCUUGUUGGCCAGUGAGGAUUUCGGGAAGGAUGGGGCCGGUGUGAUGGUCCUGCUCCAGCGCCACCAGAGACUGGAGCGAGAAGUGUGGGCCUGUGGGCUGGAAGUGAGACGGCUGGAGGAGCAAGCCCAGACUGCAGCCCUUCAAGCCCCACUCAGGGUAGAGAGCCAGGAAGCCUGGAAUCAGGUGGAUGGCGAUGGAGCUGGGAAGUCCCAGGACUGGCCACAGAACUUAGCACCCUCAGGAGUGGCUCACCAGCAGCUCCGGGUCAGGAUGCGUUUCACCUUCAGAGGGGAGAACCUCACCUGGGCCAGGGGAGACAUCCUGGAGCUGGUUGCCAAAACAAGUCCUUCCACCUGGAGGCUGAGGGACCCCGAAGGCUGCCAGGCAGAAGUGCCAGCCAGCUACGUGGCAGAGCUCGAGGCUCCCCAGGUGAUGUCAUUGAUGAAUCCCUUAUAUGAAAGAACAAGGAACAGGGGAACCUCACGGCAACCCGUCCGCUGGGGCACCCAGGAGAUCUCCAGACCAUCGGAGCUGGAUCUUCAUUUUGACCCUGAAACAAUCCGCAAGACCCAGGACCACCUGAAUCAGGACUAUCAGGGUCUACAGGCCCUGGCACAGCAUCGCAGGACCCGGCUCGAAGAAAUGUCCAUCUUAUUUGGCUUCUAUGACUCUUGUGGAGAGCUCCAGUCCUGGUUGGAGGACCAGACAGUGGUGUUCCAGACCCUGAACCCCCAGGCUGAGAACAUAGAGGUCGACAGGAGUAAAUUUGAGAAUUUUCUCGUGGCUUUGGCCAUGGGGAAAGAACACUUGGCAGAGAUCAGCAGUUCAGCAGAAAAACUGAGGCAGAGGAUGCCUGAUCACACAGCCAAGAUCCAGCAGCAGCUACAGGAACUGGGCCAGAGAUGGGAGCAGCUGGAAGCCCUGAAGGAGGAGAAGGAAUCGCAUCUGGCAAGCAUGGCGGAUGUCCACAGCUUCCUGCAGGAGUAUGGACUCGCGGAGACCCAACUUCAGGACAUUAUGGUGAAGCUGGAGUCUGUGGAGCUGGCGGAGUUAGUGGGCAGCUGCCGACAUUCCCUGUGGUCCUCCCAGCACGAGAUCCUGGUGCUGGAGCGCAAAGUCUGCUACCUCGCCAGUGUGGUCCACAAGAUUAAAGAGACAAGCCCUACGGAGCCCCCAGUAUUGCAGGAACGAGUGGAGACCCUGCAGACUCUGCUGAAGCAAGUGCAGGAGCGGGCUGCUCAGACAGCUCAGGCCCAGGCCCAGGCCCAGGCCAGGCACGACUUCCUGAGGGAGAGUGGCCAGCUGCUGCUGUGGGCGGAGGGUGUUCAGUCUCAGCUAGAUAACAAGGAGAUGGCUGUGGACGUGGCCUCGGCCAAGCAGCUGCUGGAGGAGCACAGAAGCCUGCGGGAAGAGAUCCGUGUCCAGCAAGAGAGGAUGAGACAGUUGGAGGCUCGGGGCCGACACCUGGACCCCAGGGAGGCCCAGGAUGCCCCGGCAGUGGCGACGGCUCUGAGGCAGCUGGGUCAGCAGGCCCGCGUGGUGGAUGCGGCGUGGGAGCGGUGCCUUGGGCGGCUGCGGCAGGGCCUAGAACUACAGCUGUUUGUCCGGGAAGCAGACAGCCUAGGGGCUGCCUGCACCAGCCAUGAGGCUUUCCUCCGGCUGGGCAGCCUCGGGGAGGACGUGGGUGACCUGCAGAACGUGCUGCAGCGGCACCAGGAGUUCGAGCGGCUCCUGGAGACCGUGGGUCUGCGGGUGGCGAGCCUGAGAUCCCAUGGGGAAAGGCUGAUGGAGAAACAGCACUUUGCUGCCCACCUGAUCAGAGAAAGGAUAGCAAAGAGCCAGGAUCGGUGGGCCAAGCUCCGAGCCAUGAGUAAGCAAAGGAAGGAGAAGCUGCUGGCCACCCUCCGGGUACAGGAAUGGAGCCAGGAUGUGGCUGAAAUGAUGCUGUGGCUGGAGGAGAAGUGGUUGGUUGCUGCGAAUGAGUCCUACCGAGAACCGGGUACUGUUCUCCGCAAGCUCAAAAGACACGAGGCAGCUGAGAGUGAGGUCCUGGCUAAUCAGAAGAGGGUCCGGCAGCUUCUGCAGCUUGGAAACAAGCUUCUAGAUACCAAGCAUGACGCCCAGGAUGACAUACAAGCAAAGUUAGGGGGCCUGGACAAAAAGUGGAAAGAGCUGAACGACAAAAUGGCAGAACGCGGAGACAAGCUGAGGCAGGCAGGACAGCGGGAGCAGCUCAUGGAACUGCUGCAGGAUGCCAGAGAUAAAAUGGAGCAGAUGGAGCGGGAACUACAGAGCGCAGACACGGGGCAGCACCUGCGCUCCAGCCGAGAGCUGCAAGUGAAACACAAGAAGCUGGAAAAUGAGAGCCGGGAGCUGGCGGAUAAAAUGAGCGCCAUCAUUACCCGUGCCCAGAGCGUCGCCACCAAGCACUCCGAUUCCCAGACCAUCCUGGAGGAGACACAGAGAUAUCUCCAAAGGUUCCAGGCCCUUCAGGGGCCGCUGGCCACACGCGGGCAGCAGCUGCAGGCCUCCGUUGAGCUUCACCAGUUCUACCACUUCCAAGCACUGGAAAUCACCUGGAUAAAGGAGCACAUGCUCAGUGCCGGCUGCACGACUUACGGCAAGUCCCUGGAUGCAGCCCAGAGGCUUCUGUACAAGCACAAGGAGCUUCAGGCAGAGGUGACUGCUCACCAGAUACAAAUGCAGAAGGUGCUGGCAUCUGGGCAGAGCAUGGCAGCCCGUGGGCACCCUUCUGCAGGGGACAUCACAGAGCGGUGCCAGGAGCUGGAAAGCUGCUGGCGGGAGCUGAAGGAGGCCUGUGAGGGGCGAGCCGGGCGGCUGCAGCACUCUGUGGCCUUCCAUCAGUACCUGCUGGAUGCGUCAGACCUGGAGGGCUGGCUGGGAGAGAAGCGGCCUUUAGUGGGCAGCAGAGACUACGGCAAGGACCAGGUGGCCACCAGCAGCCUCAUCAAAAAGCACCAGGCCCUGGAGCAGGAGCUAGCCCUCUACGGGAGCUUUGUGGCCGAGCUCGUCCAGACGGCGCAGGCCCUCGCCGGCCCCCCGGCCCCCGCGGAGGUCCCCGUGCCCCCGGCACGGCUGGAAACGCAGCUCCGGGAGCUGAAGGAACUGGCGGCCACCAGAGGCCGCCGGCUGGAGGAGGAGCUGAGGCUGCAUGAGUUCACCCAGGAGGCCCAGGAGCUCCGGGGCUGGCUGGCCAGCCAGAAGCAGGCAGCCCGGCGUGAGGAAGACCCGGGAGAGGACUUCGCACGUGUGCUGCACCUUCGGGCCAAGCACGAGCUGCGUCGGCGCCAGGUGGAGUCAGGUGGGAGGCGGCUGGCAGCCUGUCUGCGGCUGGCGGAGACCCUGCUGGAGAGCGGGCCCCGCGCCCCGAGGGAGAUCCGCCAGAGGCAGCAGGAGCUGCAGAGUGCGUGGGCAGAGCUGUGGAGGCUGACCCAAGCCCGGGCCCAGUCCCUCAGGGACGCCGAGACCGUACUCAAGGUGCACCAGGACCUCACAGACGCCCUGGCGCACAUCAAGGAGAAAGGCGCCAGCCUUCCUGACGAUGUGGCACAGGACAGGCGUGGGACCCAGGCUCAGCUCCGGCGGCACGAGGAGCUGGAACAUGAGCUCAUGGGCACCGAGCGGCAACUGCAGGAGCUACUGGAUACAGCUGAUGAGAUGCAGAAGCUUUGCUCAGGAGCUCAGGUGGAGGCCCUGCAGAGCCAGCAAGAGGCCGUGGUCCAGAGCUGGGAGUCACUGAGGCAGCAGGUGGAGAGGCGCCGGGGAGAGCUGGAGCAUGCCUGCUUGCUCACAGGCUUCCAUACUGCGGUCCAGGAGUAUUCAAUGUGGGCGACCGGAAUUCAGAGGGAGCUGCAGGCGAAGGAAACAUCUCGAGAUGCCAGCAGCAGCCACUUGCAGCUCAGCGUGCAUCAGGACAUCCGGGCCAAGCUAGUGGCCCAGGAGGAGGCGUACCAGCAGGCAGUUCAGCUGGGGCAGGGGCUGCUUCUUGAGGAGGGAGCACCUAUUGAAGAGAUCCAGGAAAAGCUGGGAGCCCUACAGGAAGUGAGGCAGAAGGUGUUCCAGGCUUGGGAAGAAAAACAGGAGCAGCUGAUGACCAAGCACCUUGGACAGCUCUUCAGCAGAGACUGUGAUCACUUCCAUAAGAUCCUCACUGCCCAGGAGGUCUAUCUAAAGACCAGUACCUUGGACAACUCAGUGGAGGGACUGGAGAGAUUGAUCCGGAAACAUGAAGCUUUCCAAAAGGUUCUGGCAGGCCAAGAUGAGAAGGAAGCAGCCCUGCAGGAGCAAGCAAAGCAUCUCAAGGGAGCUGAGGUACAUGACUUACUGAAUUUGGUGUGGGAGCGACGAAGACGAGUAAAGGAGCAGGCCCAUAGCCAUGGGGAAGCCCUGCGUACCACUCUGCUGCUGGCGAGAUUCACCAGGGAUGUGGCUGAGGCAGAAGACUGGAUCCAGGAGAGGAUUCAGCAGUUGGAAGAACCAAGCCCAUGGGGUUCCAGUGCCCUGAAGGACAAGCUGAAGUGCUUACAGAAACACCAGGUUUUUGAGGCUGAGGUCCGGGCCCACGAGGAGGUUAUAAACCGUGUCACUGAGGAGGGAGAAGCUCUCCUGGCCCAGAGCCAUCCUCACGCGAAAGAAAUCCUGGGAAAACAGCAGAGGCUUCAGGAGCACUGGCACAAGCUGAGACAGGCCAUGGCUGCCAGGGGCAGGGGCCUGCAGGACGAGCGGGGCUUCUUAGAGUUUCUGCAGCAGGUGGACCAAGUGGAAGCCUGGAUCAGGGAGAAGGAAGUGAUGGUGAGUGUUGGAGACUUGGGACGAGAUUAUGAACACUGUCUACAACUCAGCAGACGGCUAAGGGAAUUCCGAGGCACUGCCUUAGGGGAAACAGUGGAUGAUACUCAUAUCAAGGCCAUUAAUGCCAUAUCCCUUCAGCUCAAAAGCCGGGACCCAGAAGAGGUCAAAAUCAUCUACCAGAGACAGCAUCAGCUCAAUGAAAGAUGGAAUAAUUUCCAUGGCAACCUCCUCCAAUACCAGCGACAGCUAGAAGGUGCCCUGGAGACGCAUGCACUGGUCCAGGAGCUGAGCAAUGUCAUGGAGAGGAUAGGAGAGAAGAGUGCUCUGCUGCAGGUCCCUAAUUAUGGAAAGGACUUGGAGGAUGUAGAGAGGCUGCUGAGAAAACAUGAAGAACUGGAUCGGGAAAUCAGUGUUAUCCAGGCCCAGAUGAAGCCCCUGGAGCAGGAGGUGGAUCGUCUGUGUCAGAGCAGCCCCGAGGCAGCCCGAGCCCUCACUGAUAAACGACUGGAACUGAACAGGCACUGGCAGAGGCUGCAGGCCGGGGCCCAGCAGAGGAGUGAGAGACUGGAGUCUUCACACCAAGGACAGAAGCUACUCACCAGGCUCCGAGAGCUGCUAGGCUGGAUGCAAGGGCUGAAGACUAAGGUGGAGACGGAAAGGCUUCCCAGCAGUCCUGCAGAGGCCAGAGGCCUGAUGGAGGAGCACCAGGAGCUCAAGGCAGAGCUGUCAGCCAGGGCAGACAGUAUCGACUUGAUACGAAGCAGUGGGAAACAGCUGCUUAGUGCCAGACACCCAAUGGCCCCAGAUAUAUGCCAGACCCUGGAGAGUUUUGAGCACGAAUUAACUGGGCUGGAGGAGAGCUGGCAAGAGCAUCAACUGCAGCUGCAGCAGGCCUUGGAUCUGCAGGUGUUCCUGAGCUCUGUGGAGCAGAUUGAAAGUUGGCUCAACAGCAAAGAAGCAUUCCUGGAAAAUGAAGAUGUGGGUUCAUUCAUUUAUUCAUUCAUUCACUAUCUGCUCACCCCCAGUUCCUACUCAGUGUCUUCCACAAUAAAUGCUUUAUCUACUUUUAUAGAUCCAGAACUUGAAUCUCUCACCCCUACAGCCUUCCAAGAAAAGGGAUGGGGAAGAGAAGGAAGGGAAUUGGUCUCCAAGGAAUGUAUCUUCUAUUGGGAAAAAGAAGGGAUCCUUUACAACUGCUUCACAGGAAAGGAGCCCAAUUCCUUGGCCACCGUGGAGACCUUACAGUGGAAACAUGAGCAAUUUGAGAAGGGGCUAGACACCCAACUGGAGAAAAUCAGUGCUAUGGAAAUCAUGGCCCUCAACCUGAAUCAGAGUCAACACCCUGAAGCCCAGCGUAUCACCAGCAAGUGCCAGAUGGUGCUUUCAAGGAAGGAGAAGCUGCUGGAGAGAAUCCGGGCCCGAGGACACCAGCUCGAGGAAUUCCAGCAGUUACACAGAUUCCUGCAGGACUGCUGGGAGGUGUCCAUGUGGCUGGGUGAGAAGAACCUCGUGGCCUUAGACGAGGGUUGGCGGGACUCUAGCACCCUGCAGGCCCAGCUGCGAAAGCACCAGAGCUUUCAGGCUGAGCUGGAAGCCAAUGCUACCCAGCUUCAGAGACUGCAAGUAGAAGGGGAGAAACUUCUGAAGGAGGGGCAUCCUGCCCUGGAGACCAUUCAGGAGCGGCUGCAAGAGAUAGAAGAGCUCUGGAGUCAGCUGCAGGCCAACUGUGUCAAGAAGGGGACCAAACUACAGGAUGCUUAUAAGGCCCUGCAUUUCCAAAGGAAAGUGAAGGAGGUGGAGAGGUGGCUGGAGAGCAUGGAGGAGGAACUUCAGGCUCCCCUGGAUGGGCAGGACUUAGCAGGUGUGAAGGAGCUGCAGGCAACCCACAGGGAGCUGGAGGCAAACAUGGAGGCCCAGGGGGGCCUGGUGCAGGUGCUGAUGGAGCAGGCCCAGGCCUUUGGCUCUGAAAAUCACUUCCUCGCUGGGCAGAUUGAAGAACGGGCCCAGCGGCUGCUACAGAGGUACACAAACCUAAGAGAGCCCCUCCAGGAACGCCAGGCGGCCUUGGAGGCCAAAAGCCUUCUGUACCAGUUCUUCCAGGACGUAGAGGAUGAAUUGGUUUGGAUACAGGAGAGGCUGCCCUUGGCUACAGCCCAAGACUAUGGACAGACCUUGAAGGCUGUUCAGCAGCUCCAAGAGAAGCACCAGAACUUGGAAGAUGAGAUCAACAGCCAUGAGGCUCUGACCCAGGUGGUCCUGGACACAGGCAGUAAGUUGGUUCAGGGCGGGCACUUUGCUGCCAGUGAGGUGGUUGCCCGGCUUCAGCAGCUGAAAGCAGCCUGGGACAGACUUCGGGCGGAGGCCGAGCAGAGGCGACGGAGGCUUCAGCAAGUUCAUGAGACCCAGCAAUUUCUGACAGAGCUCCUAGAAGCAGAAUCCUGGCUGUCGGAGCGAGGCCUUCUCCUGGACAAUGAGGAGCUGGGCCAGAAUGAGGAGACUACCGGGGUCAUGCUGCGGAAGCUAGAGGCCACCAGGAAGGACCUGGAAGGGUUCCGCACCCAGCUUGAGAAGCUACAGGAGACAGGCACCCGCCUAGAAGACAGACCCAACCCAGAGAGCCUUAAAGCACUGACCUAUCUACAAACUCUGAGGGAGACCCACAAGGGGCUACUGCAGAAGGCCAAGAGCCGGGAGAAAUGCCUCCAAGAGCAGCAGAACCUUUAUCAACUGGAGCAGGAGGCCCAGCUCCUGGAUACCUGGUUGUCAGGCAAGCGGGCCACAGCUGAGUCCCAAGAUUAUGGGCAGGACUUGGAGGAUGUUAAGGUGCUGGAAGAGAAGUUCCAUACUUUCCAAAAGGAAGUGCAGAGCCUGGGGCCAGACAAAGUUCAGGGGUUUCUGGAGCUGGCUGGCAACCUGGAACAGGCAGCCCCCAGGUGCUCCCCCAAGAUCCAGGCUCAAAGGAGCCGCAUCGAGGACUCCUGGGCGCAGCUGAGCCAAGCAAUGAGGAUCCGGGCGGAGAACCUGGCUGCUGCCAGAGAGGUUCAUGGCUUCCAUCAGGCAGCAGCCGAGCUGUGGAGCUGGAUUCAGGAAAAGGCCGCUGUGCUGGGUCAGGGGGACUGCAGCCACACCCCGGCCUCUGUGCAGGGGCUUCAGCGGCAGCAGAGGAACCUGGAGCGGGAGCUGGUGGCCAUGGAGAAGGAAGUGGGCCGGGUGCGGGCCGAAGCCGGCUGGCUGGGCCGGCUGUACCCGGCUGCCCAGGAGGGCCUGGCCCAGAGGCUGGCGGAGGUGCAGGCGUCCUGGAGGCUGCAGCGAGCGCCGGUGCCCACGCUGCUCCUGGGCCGCUGUAGAGAGCUGCUGGGCCUGACCCAGGAACUGCAGAGCUUAGUGAUGCUGGAAGAGCCUAGUGGGGAUGUGAGCGGGGCAGAACGGCAGCUGCUGCAGCACCAGGGGCUCGGGCAGGACAUCGAGGAACACUGGCUCCUGGUGCAGGAUGCCCAGCGGGAGGGGGAGCAGCUGGCGGGCAGCGACCAUGUUAUGGCCCAGGAGGUGAAGGAGUGGCUCCAAGAACUGGGAGACCAGCUGCAGGAACUGCAGGAAAAGUGGGCACGUCGCCAGGAGCUGUACAAAGAGAACUGGGAGCUGCAGAAGCUCAGACAGGAGCUAGAAAAGGCUGACACUUGGCUGAGCUCAAGAGAGGGCCUCCUCCUGGACCCCAACCUUGGGAAUUCGGUGUCUGAUGUAGAAGAACUACUCAGGAAGCACCAGGACCUUGAAAAGACACUGGCAGCUCAGGAAGAGAAGUUCGAUCAGCUGCAGAGGAAGACUGAGACUGACCAGAAGCUGCUGGAGCAGGUGGAAGUAGAAGGUUCAAAGUCCAAGACCAUGGAAAACAUUCGUGUCCACAUCCCACUGCUCAAGAAGAGGCCCCUGCAAUGUCUGGGACCAGGAGCAAAACUGACUGACGGGAGAAAUCUGCAGGAAAGGAUCCCCUUCCCACUCUGGACUCCUUUCCCCCCCAGCUUCUCCCCUUUGCAGACUGUCAAGCAGAACAUCCCCCUGCAAGAGAGGGGGUCAAGUAGAGAACGACCCUUGGGAACAACAGAGAUGGGUUCUGCUUCCUUCCCAUCUCCUGGAACCAUGUUAGGUUUAAAGGAUCCCCCUACGCUGGAGGGGUUAAAAAAACGGAAGGAAAGGCAACAGUGUCUGCCUUCUGGGAGGCAGCUGAGUGGGAGUCCUUGGAAGAAGUGUGAUGGAGCAUUGCAGUGGGACCUCCAGAAGCUGAACCUGGACAAGAGAAAAAUACCUGAGGAUGUCCCUUCCCCAGCCCCCCACAACCUAGCCGUCACUGAGCGCAGAGAGUUGAGGGGCUGUUUUGAAAGGGAGGCUGCUUUCUACUUGAGGUAUAGUAACAGCUCUGAAAUUCCACUUUCAACAUCACUGGAAGGACAGGCUGGUCUCUCUCUACAAGUGCUGAGUGGCAAUGCCAGUAAGUUCCAUGGAGAAGCUCUUCCUGAGGGAUUCAACCUAGAACCCAGAGCCAGACCUUUCAGCAUCUUGAGUGAGAACCCUGCUGAGAAAUUACCUAGCAAGAUCAUUGUACCCAGGGGGACGCCUUCCUUUUCGCCCCAGAGGGAGCCUGGACUUUUGGAGAGGGCUGCGCAGGACUUCCCGCGGCCUCCAGCUCCUGGCUGCGUCCUUGGACCCGGGGCUGCAGAUGGGGCGAAGCAGGCUCGGGGCCUCAGCGCCGCUGGAAAGGAGAAGCCCUAG
Molecule: messenger RNA, 11955 nt
Organism: Sarcophilus harrisii (Tasmanian devil)
Lineage: Eukaryota; Metazoa; Chordata; Mammalia; Dasyuromorphia; Dasyuridae
Gene: SPTBN5
Product: spectrin beta, non-erythrocytic 5
Exons: 73
Coding region: 16-11955 (3979 amino acids)
Biological process (GO): actin cytoskeleton organization
Cellular component (GO): cell junction; cell projection; cortical actin cytoskeleton
Molecular function (GO): actin filament binding
Source: RefSeq, a predicted model, not a curated record